AUGUCUACACCGGCUGUGCCGCCAUGGCUUCAGCUGCCUCCUGUUCGCGGUACAGACUCCGAGAGCAAAGUCGUUCAUCGCACUCCAUUGACGACUCCGAGCAAGGCCGUUGGGCCGCCUGAGAUACGACGCAAACUGGUGGCAGUCGGGGAUGGUGCAAUUGGCAAGACUGCUCUGCUAUUUGAGGGAACCGUAUUCGAUAACUACGUCGCCGACGUCAAAGUAGAUGGAAGACAUGUCGAGCUAGCCCUGUGGGAUACGGCUGGUGUAGAAGACUAUGACCGCCUCCGACCGCUAUCAUACCCGGACUCUCAUGUUGUCUUGAUCUGCUUCUCAAUUGGCAGCCCAGCCUCCUACGAGAACAUUAUGGAGAAGUGGGCCAAGGAGAUCCUUCAAUUCUGCCCUGGUUUACCGAUAGUUCUUGUCGGACUGCAGAAGGAUGUCCGAUAUGACCCGCAGGUUCUCGCCGAACUCGCCAAGACUGGUGAAUACCCAGUGACACCGCAGCAGGGCGAAGACUUGCGGAAAGCCAUUGGCGCAGCCGAGUAUCUGGAGUGCUCUUCGAAAACAAAGGACGGCGUGCGCGAGGUGUUCGAGUACGCCACUCGCUCUGCACUGCGAUAUCUCCCAAAACAGAAGAAACAAGGCUUCCGAGCGCUGUUCAAACGUUAA
Messenger RNA from Recurvomyces mirabilis, 672 nucleotides. Its product is annotated as GTP-binding protein Rho1. The transcript has 4 exons. Bases 1 to 672 code for a protein of 223 amino acids. NCBI's taxonomy places the organism in Eukaryota, Fungi, Ascomycota, Dothideomycetes, Mycosphaerellales, Teratosphaeriaceae. Gene Ontology annotation, cellular component: cytosol. Gene Ontology annotation, molecular function: GTP binding; GTPase activity; protein kinase binding. Gene Ontology annotation, biological process: small GTPase-mediated signal transduction. The record is from RefSeq and is a predicted model, not a curated record.